GAGGUGCUUGAAUUGGGCGCUUAUUACAGUGUUCGCAUCAAAGAUAUUGCCGCAUUCGAACGAUACAUUGCUCAGUUGAACACGUUUUACCACGAUUUAGCUCAUGUCCUUCCUCCUUCGCCUCAGCAAUAUCCUCUCACCGGUUUACAUCUACUUCAACUCUUGUCUCAGAAUCGUUUGUCUGAUUUCCACACCACCUUGGAGAGCAUUGAUCCCGAACAGUUGCAUGCCAACCAAUUCAUCAAGCAAGCUGUGGAUUUAGAACAAUUCUUGAUGGAAGGCAGCUAUAACAAGAUGUGGAGCACAAGAGAUACUGUCAAGGGUGAAGAAUUCAUGUUUUUCUACGAUAUUCUUAUCAAUACAAUCCGUCAUGAAAUCGCAAGUUGUAGCGAGAAAGCUUACGAAUCCCUUCCACUCCAAGAUGCCAGUACUUUACUAUUCUUGAAGAACACGGAGGAUCUGCUAAACUUUGCCCGAGAACGUGGCUGGAAGGUGAAUCCUAGCGAGCAACAGAUUCAUUUCGCUUCAGACGAUAACGCAGCCGUGGAAAUUCCACAAGAACAAAUCAUUACUCACACGUUGGGCUACGCAAGAGAAUUGGAACGUAUUGUGUAA
This is a messenger RNA of Radiomyces spectabilis, 615 nucleotides long. RefSeq names its product COP9 signalosome. Gene Ontology annotation, cellular component: proteasome regulatory particle; cytosol; nucleus. The transcript is spliced from 5 exons. Gene Ontology annotation, biological process: proteasome-mediated ubiquitin-dependent protein catabolic process. The annotation marks the transcript as partial. Lineage: Eukaryota; Fungi; Mucoromycota; Mucoromycetes; Mucorales; Radiomycetaceae. The record is from RefSeq and is a predicted model, not a curated record.